Messenger RNA from Dracunculus medinensis (Guinea worm), 1017 nucleotides. The record is from the annotation of a GenBank genome assembly. NCBI's taxonomy places the organism in Eukaryota, Metazoa, Nematoda, Chromadorea, Rhabditida, Dracunculidae.
CUAUUGGACUCUAAUUCGCAAAACUUCAUUCAUCACCUUCGUCUUGCACUUACAUUAGCUCACUUAUCAUUAGUUUCGAUUGGUAUGAUCAAUUUGCUUGUAAUUAUACUAAUAGUCAUUAAACCAUAUAUGAGAUCAAUCACUAAUGUAUAUAUGGUUGGCCUUUGUUCAGCUGAUUUUAUUUAUCUUAUCAAUUUAACACUUGUUGCUGCCGCUCAACUCAAUAAUCGGUCGUGGGUUUUUGGUUCUACAGUGUGCACACUUUAUCAUGGUACCGAGUCAACAGGUAAAUAUGCAAGUGUAAUGUUUGUUGUACUAUUAGCAGCGGAUCGAUAUUGCGCGAUGUGCCGUACCGAUUUUUGUCCUCGUUAUCGCAACUAUUAUACCGCUUUUGUAGCUAGUCUAUGUGCAUGGAUUAUUGCAUUUUGUGGAGCAGCACCACUUUAUAUAUAUUCUGAGGUUGUAGUUAUCCAUAUGCAGAUUGGUAAAAUGCAUCGGCUAUGCAUAGCAAAGUGGCCAUCAUCAUCAAGUGCAAUAUGGUACAUAGCCUUCUCAUCCAUAAUCAUUUUUAUUUUACCGCUCUUCUUUAUAAUGUUUUUCUACUAUCAUAUUUUGAAAAAGUUGCGAGAAGCAGUAAUAAGUAGUAAACGAAUGCAGCGUCAUUCGAGUUCACGUGCUCCUUACCAUCGCGUUACUCGACUCGUUUUAUGGAUCGUUGUUUUUCAUGUUAUAUGUUGGUCACCUUUUUGGUUGUUUAAUACGGUUAGUUCGAUCUUCCAGUUGCGCAUACAAACACAGUUUAUGCGUAUUAUCGUUAAUAUCAUUCAUCUUUUUCCAUAUGUUAAUUGUGCACUCAAUCCAAUUCUUUAUGCGACAAAUGCGGAAAAUUUUCGUCGUGCCUUUCGUUCACUUUUUGCACAAAAAUUGCAUUGGAAGAGUGGUCAAGCACGACCUCAAUUAAACCAUAUGCGGGAACAAAAAAUGUUAUUUUUCUCUUCUUUUGUGCUUCGUGCUUAA